Molecule: messenger RNA, 12481 nt
Organism: Cygnus atratus (black swan)
Lineage: Eukaryota; Metazoa; Chordata; Aves; Anseriformes; Anatidae
Gene: GOLGB1
Product: golgin B1
Exons: 26
Coding region: 1124-10888 (3254 amino acids)
Cellular component (GO): endoplasmic reticulum-Golgi intermediate compartment; Golgi apparatus; membrane
Source: RefSeq, a predicted model, not a curated record
GGACGAGACGCACAAUCCCGCCCGCCGUCCCACCGCACCCCUCGGCAUGCCUCAGAAGCCUUGGCUAACGGGUUGCUUCCUCGUUAUCGGGCGGGCCCGCAAGGCCUCCUCGGGAUUGGUGGGUUUGUGCUGUGUGUCAGCGCAACCGCGGCGCCGAGGCGGGUCCUUCGCCACGAUUGGCUGAGCGAUCUCCUGCGCCCCGCAGCCGAUUGGCUGUUCUCCGGCGGGUAGGCGGGGCCGGGUGGGAGGCGGAAGCCACGGCGGAGCGUUCCGGUGCUGAGGUGGCUGGGGGCGGGCUCGGUGCUGUGGCGGCUCGGUUGUCGUUGUGUGCCGGUUGCUGGUAGGUCGGUACCUUCCGUCUCCUGGUGCUGUCCUGCGGUUGUGUGAGGUCUGUGGGGCUGUCGCGCGGCUCUCGGCGGCGGACCUGGACCUGGACCUGGACCGGACACGGCGCGCUGUGCGGCGCUGGGCACCGCUGCCAGCUCUGGCGGGAGCGGCUCCGCUGGUGUGUGGGAGGAAUCGGGGCGGGUUCGCAGCUCCUUGGGGUCCAGGGCGGUGAGGAACGGCCGGGCGGGCUGGGCCGGCGGCGGUCUCCGCCUUCACCGGGCUCUGCGGUCAGUCCUGGUCUCGGCACGCCGGUGCCUGCGCUACGACCGAGCCUCUUUUGUUGGGGGUCUGAGCUCGGUGCCCAGGUUUAACCAGCAGUGGAGCCCUUCCUGGGAAGGUUUCUGCCCCGUGAGCCACGCCGGAGGCAUAGCGAUCACCUUGUCCUCGCAGGUGCAGGACUUUGCAUUUCUGUUGGUUGAACUUCGUGUGGUUCCUGUCAAUGUGUUUCUUCAGCCUUUCCAGAUCCCUUUGGAUGGCAGCAUGACCCUCUGGUGUAUCAGCACCUCUUCCUCAUUGUGUGUUGUGAAAAUUUGAUGAAGGUACACUCUGCAAUGGUAUCGGCUAGCUCAUUUUGCACUUGUGGAAUCUUGGUUCCUGUGACCAGUCAGUAUCCAAGAGAUUUAAAAAAAAAAAAUGGUGUGAAGGACCUGUGCAUGAUGAAUAGUACUGUCUGGAAGUCUCUUCACUGCUGAAUAAGCAUACCUACGAGCUACUCAGUGCAUGGAAGAGGCUGAAGAUGCUGAGCCGUUUGUCAGGUUUAGCAAAUACUGUUCUACAGGAGCUGUCAGGUGAUGGUGCAGAUGCAGUUACUGAAUCCUCUGUGACUGUACAAACUUCAGAGUCAGGAGCAGAAAGCAUGGAGGAGGCACCUGGGGAGUUACUGGAGCGCCUAGCUCAAACAGAAAAACUAGUUGUCCAGCUGAAGGAUUUGAUCCGAGAAAAGGAUGCUCUGCUCCAGCAAAAAGAAACCGUACUCAAGGAAGAGCGGGAGGCUGCAGAUGCAAAACUGAUGAAGCUGAAACUUCAGGCCAAAGCCAAACUGGCCUCUCUGAAUAAACGCAUUGAGGAGUUGACAGAGAAAGGAUCACCGAUGCCUGCACAGACCUUAUCAGAAGAGCAAGUGUAUUCUAAGUGUCAGAGUAAUCAAAAUACAAAUGAAGGGCACAGAGAUGAAGUCAAAGGACUAAUAGAGCAGCUCAGGACACAAGAGGAUACUGUUCAGGAUCUGAAGGAACAGCUGGCUCUAGCCAAGAUGAAUCUUAAUGAUGCUGAAAUCAAGUACGCGACACAGCUGAGUCACCUGCAGGAAGUAAUUAAGGAGAAGGAAGCUUUCCUAAAAGAGCAGGUUCAACAGCACCAAGCUGAAUUGCUGAAGAUAGCGGCUGAGUCAAAUCUGGAUAUAGAGAUGCAGCAGAACCUGCAUACACUUCAGAGAAAGCUACAGGAAAAGGAAACAGCUCUGCUAGAACAAACUCAGGUGGUAGAAUUUCUGGAGCGGGAAUUGCAUAUGGCUGAACAACAAAAACAGAUGUUACAAGAUCAAUGCCAGAAGAUGUCAGUGGAUCUAAGCUCCCUGAAAGAUGUGCUAGAUGCAGAGAGACAAGAGUCUCGGAGUCUUAGAGAGAAAAUGGAGAUGGAACUAGCCGAGAGGAAGCUGUCCUGCCAUCACUUGCAGGAGGAGGUACAGUGUCUCUCAGAACAGCUGCAAGAGGCAAGAAGGGCGCAAGUGGAAUUAGAGAGAUACAGAAGCUUGGAGAAGAAACGAAGGCAGGAGGUGGAAGAGAAAAACCUACAGAUCAGUUGUCUUAAGGUGGCUGAGCAAGAGCUCCAAUCUAGCUAUGCUGCCCUUGUAGCUGAAAAUGAUAAGCUGAAACUGGAUGUUGACCAACUGUUGAUGCUGUCUGCUGAAAACAGUACUACAAUAAAGAAACUACAGGAUGAACUUAUACAGAAAUCUGAAGAAUUUGUAUGCUGUCAGAAUAAGCUGAAAUCCUGGUUGGAGGUCUCUGAAUUGAAGAAAGAGGAUAAAACAACUUCACAGGAAAAAACGAUAGAGAAGGAAGAUGGGACUGGGACUUUACUACUAUCCACAGAAAACUUGGAAAGACGGAAGACUGAAGAUGAGAUACCACGCUUGCAACUUGUUCUCCGGGAGCCUCAGCAGGAAGCUGCGAUGGUUGCAGAAAAUUCAAAGGAGAACAAAAAUGCUGGAUCUGAGGUGAAAAUGCAAGACUUGCAGACUCUGGAAGAUCCAGCCUCUUACGUAGAUUGCCCUCCUACACUGAGAGGUGUGUCAGGAGAGAUGGUGAAUUCAGAAGUGCAAAAGCCUUUUGAUGAUACUUCGGUGCUACCUGAGGCUGAACAACCCCACCUCCCUCAGCCUGUCUUCAUAGGAGAGGCAAGAACAGAUGGCUUUCCCAGGGGAAGUGAGCAGUUUACUGGGGAAAAAUGUAUGUCUGGAAUUCUAGAAUAUCUUGCUGCAGAGAAACAGAAGGAGCUGUCAGUUUUGCUGCUGGAACUGAAAGAAGCCCAAGAAGAAAUAGCAUUUCUGAAAGGGCAGCUCAAGGACCCAAAUAGUCAAACUUCUACAGUAAAUGAAGCAGGAGAAGAAGCUAACCAGCUGGAAGAUAAUUCCCAGACACGGCAUCUUGACAGGGAAGAGCAAAAGGCUUCAGAUGCACAAAAUGAGUUGAUCAAUAGCUCAUUGCUGAGAGAAACAGAAAUACAGCAAAUUAGUGCACUUCAGGAAAACAAAACCAGUCUUCAAGAAGUGCCCCAGGGGAGUGCUGUUCAUGACAGAAGGGAAAUGGAAGCAACACAGGAAGUCUCUACAACAGUUUCAGAGCCUGGCACCUCUCAAUGUGAAGAGCUGAUAAAGCUGCAAAAUCAAGUUACAGAACUGCAAAUAAUUCUGCAGAAAUCAGAAGAAUCCUAUAAGAAAGAUCUGGGAGAAAAAGAUGAAGAAAUAAAUAGGCUAAACCAGUUGGCUGAGGAAUACAGAAAAAAGAUAGAGGAUUCUGACAGUGCAUUUUGUGUUUUGGCUGAAGAAAGAGAUCAGCUCCUUUGUAAGGCGAAGGACCUUUCUACCAUAACAGAACUGAAGGAGCAAGUGAAGCAACUGGAGGAAAAUCUAGCUCUUUCAGAAAAGCAGAGACUGUCAGACAGUCAGAGCAGUCUUCUGAGAGAACAAAUCCAAAGCCUAAAACAUGAAUUUAAAUCCAAAGAGAGAAAAAUUGAAGCUUUGCAAAAAGACUUGGAUGAAGCACAACUUCAGCUUUCUGAUCAGGACCUGCAACUAAAAGAUAUGAGAAGCCAGGUCCAGAACAAGGAAUGUGAAGUACUUGAUCUGGAACAACUUCUGAGGAAAAACACAGCUGAGAUUGAAGAGCUUUCCCAAAGCUUAGCCUUAAAGGGCCUUGAAGCAGCAAGUCUAGAACAGCUUGUUGCCGAACGUACCAGGUGUAUAGAGACCCUGCAACAAACCUUGUUUGAGAAAGAAGAACAGAUGACAGAGAUCAGUGUCAGCAUGUCCGAGAAAAUAGUACUGCUGAAUGAAGAAAAAUUUUCUCUAGAAACAGAGUUAAAGAGUCUCAAAGAGAAAACAAGCCUCUUAUUAAAAGCCGAGGAGGAAAAAGACAAAAACAUAAAAGCAAAAGAUACAUACCUGAACCGUGAAUCAUCUGAGCAGCAGUAUGAGACAGAAGCAGCGUGUAAAGAAAGUGAGACAUUAGUAAGUGAACUUGAACUUCUGAAAAAAGAAAAUGAACAAGUGAAGCGGAAGCUGCAAGCAGCACUUGUUAACAGGAAGGAGCUCCUGAAGAAGGUUAGCAAAUUGGAGAACGAAUUAGUACAGCUGAGAAGAGAGGCUGAAUCAGAAAACUCAGUGGCUCAAGAAGCUGAAGGAGGAGAUAAUACGACAAUUAGAAUAAGCCAAGAAGUGAAUCUUGAAAGCCAGCCCAGAGAGGGAUAUCUAAUUCAACUGCUUUCUGAAAAGGAAUCUGAGUUGCAGAGCAUCCAGAAGGACCUGCUGGAUAAAGAAACUGCUGAAGCACAGUUACAUGCAGUGACUGAGGAAAUGAAGCAACGCUUGCAAGGAAAGACAAACAUUGAUUCAAUUGAAGUUGAAAUCACGGAAAGUCAGACAAUUGCAGACAAACUGACUGAAACCGAUAAAAGCCCAGAAGAUUAUGAAGAAAAUGAAAAAAAUUGUUCGGCAGCUACAAAUCUUGAAGAAAACCAGAAGCCUGCUCUGAAAGAGAGGAUUUCAACUCUUGAACAAGAAAAAGAACAACUUCAAAAAAAACUUCAGGAAGCCCUGGUGUCUCGCAAAGACACUAUAAAGAAGGCUCAAGAAAAAGACAGGCAUUACAGAGAACAGCUUAAACAGCAGAAAGAUGAUUACAACAUCCUACAAGAACAAUUUGAUAUGCAAAGCAAAGAGAAGGAAAGCAUCCAAGCUCAGCUCAGACAACUCCAAGAACAGAGAGGAUCAACAGAGAGUAUUCCUGAGAAUCAAGGUUGGUUGGAUUCUUCAUGCUUGGAAGCAGAAAAUACUACAAACAGCAAGCUUAUACAAGUUGCAGGUGUUUCUGGGGAAGAGUAUAAGACAAAAUUUGAGAAACUGCAGGUGGAAAAAGAGGAGUUGGAACAUAAGGUCAGCCAUAUGGAAAAUGAACUUGCUUGCAAAUCAGAAUUAGUCUUUCAUUUGCAAGAGCGCAUAGCACAGUUGUUUCCGGAGACAGAAGGACUGACUAGAACCUCUGACCAAGCUGAAGCUGACACAGCAAGACUUCAGACAGAACUGGAGGAAAGUCAAGUAAAAGUUUCUAGAGAAGGCAAUCUGGAAGACCUGAAAACACUUAUGCAUCAAAAGGAUGAAGAAAUUAAAUUCCUUAAUUUGCAGUUAAGGCAGAAAAGUGAAGCUCUCAUUAACGUACAGGCACAGUUGCUGGAAAAAGAAGAUUCAGUCAAGAGACUCUGUAGUCAGUUUGAAACUCAAGCUCAGGUACAUGAGGAACAAAGCAAGAGACUGCAAACUGAGCAGCCUGAAAUUCAGCACAAGCAAGAUGACAAUGCAGAAACAGCUAAACAGAAGAAUCAAAUGCAGAGAAAGUUGCAAGCUGCACUUAUUUCUAGAAAAGAAGCAUUAAAGGAGAGCAAAUCUCUGAAAGAGGAACUGGCAAAUGCCAAAACUAUUAUUGAGAAUCUUUCUGUCAAGUUGACAAAUAUGGAAAGCCAAAUAUGUGGCCAUGUUAAAGAAACAGAUAGUUUAACAGAAAAGUUAGUGGGUCUCACUGAAGAGCGAGAAAAACUUAUUGCAGAAGUUGAUAAGGUAGUUAGAGAAAAUCAGAAUCUUGAUGGAUGCUGUAAAAACCUUAAAUUGACUCUAGACAGAGUUGUUCUAGAGAAGGAGAAGCAGGAGAAGGAGAUGGAAUCCCUGAAAUGUUUUCAAGCUGCUGAGAGUUCUGAGUGGCGUGAGAAAUACAGGGAGCUUCAGACAGAAUAUGAAACUCUCCUGCAGUCAUAUGAAAAUGUGAGCAAUGAGGUUGAGCGGAUUCAGCGUGUUUUGGAAACUGUUAGACAGGAAAAGCAGGAAAUUUUCAUUAAGCUGAAAAGUGCUGAAGCAAAAAGAGAAGAAACAGAUAAGCAGCUGCAGGAAGCUGGGCAGGAAAUUGAUGGAAUGAAGGAGAAAAUGAGGAAAUUUGCAAAAUCAAAGCAACAAAAGAUCCUGGAACUAGAGGAGGAGAAUGAGAAGCUUAGAUCAGAGAUGCAUUCUACAGAUGAGGAUCUACACAGGACCAGAGAUGUAUCUUUAUUUACAAAUAUUAGCCUGAAAGAAGAUCUGGAGAGCUCUAGGAGGGAUUAUCAGUCUCUUUCUACUCAGCUUGAAACAGUAAUGGCUGAAAAAGAGUCUCUUACUCAAGAGAUCACAGACUUAAAGCAUCACUUGCAGUUAACAGAAUCCAAGCUGAAGGAAAGCAGAGAACUGAUAGACAAGUAUGUUGCCCAGAAGACAACAGCGGAAGAAACAAAUCAGGCAGUUGUCAUGCCACCACCUAUGGAGAGGACUGAAAAUCAAGUGGACUUAAGCUGUAGACCAAAAUCUCCUAAUGCAGAGCUGGAACAAAAAGCUUUUGAAGAUAGUAGCUUAUCUGAGGAUCUUAAUAUCUAUGUAAAAAAGAUAGCUGAGCUCACAGAGCGAAUCACAGAACUAGAAGAUAAUAGGAGGGCUUCAGAACAACAGCUGGGUGACAUCCGCGUUUGUGUGGAGACUUUAGCAGGUGAGAAAAGGGCUUUAGAGACCCAAAUGGAAGUGAAAGUCCAUGAACUGAAUAUUCUCCAGGACACAGUAGCAAAGAUGGAGCAAACAGUUCAAAACACAAAAGAAGACCUCAUCAGGAUGUCUGAACUGAAGGACACUCUAGAGGCUGAGAAGGAUGAUUUGGAAGAAAGGCUCAUGAAUCAGCUGGCAGAACUUAAUGGGAGUAUUGGAAAUUAUCAGCAAAAUGCAACAGAGUUCCAAAUUGAAAAUGAGCAACUGAAACGUGAGCUUCAGAGUUUGCAGAGAAUGAUACAUGAAGUAGAGGAGGAGAAACGUCAGAUGGUAAAGGAGAAUAGUAAAGCAAGUUCAGAAAAGCAAAAGGAAUAUUUAGAAAAGCUAAAAAACAUGUGGAGGGGAGACAGUAGCACACAUGUAAAGGAGCUUCAGGAAUUGCUGAGACAGAAACAGCAGGAGAUUAAGCAGCUGCAGAAAGACUGUAUUAAAAGCCAGGAAAAAAUUAGUAGUUUAGAAAGAACUGUUAAAGCUCUGGAAUUUGUCCGGAGUGAGUCUCAGAAAGAUCUAGAAGCAGCCAAAGAGACUUUAGCAAAAGCACUUGAAGACACCAGUAAAGCCCAGAAAGAGCUUGCUCUCUGCAGAGUAGUAUUGGAUGACACACAGAGUGAGGCAGCAAGGGUUCUAGCAGAGAGUGUCAAAGUAAAAGAAGAGUUACGGGCAAACAAAGAGAAUAUUCAAAUUCAAAUGAAGAAAAAAGAUGAGGACUUUGAAAGAAGACUGGAACAGGAGAAAAACAAGCACUCAAAGGAAAUCAAGAACAUGGAAGAAAAGCUGGCAACUUUGCAGAGGGAGAAAGACUAUAUGGAAACAACUGUUCGUGAUGUUCAAGGCUCUUUGACAACAAAGGAUCAAGAAGCCAAGGAGUUGGAAGGCAACCUAAACAAAACACUAGCCCAACUUGCAGCGUUCACCAAGAGCAUGUCUUCCCUUCAGGAUGACAGGGAUAGAGUGAUAGAUGAAUCCAAAACAUGGGAGAAGAAAUUCACAGAAACUAUUCAAAAGAAGGAGGAAGAAAUACGUUCAAAAGAGGAAAUGUGUGUUAUGCUAAAGGACCAGAUGAAGCAGAUGACUAUACAUAUGGAAGAACUUCAGAUUCAUAUAUCCAGGCUGGAAUGCAAUAAGAAAGACUGGGAAUCUGAAUAUAAGGAGGAGAUUCAGCAUCAUCAAAAGACAUGCGAAAUAUUGCAGGCAGAAAAAAAGGAGCUUUUAACUCAGCUAGAAGGGUCUCAGAAACUGUACAAGGAGUCUCAGAAUGAACAGCAGAAACUGGAGUCAGAAAUCCAGAGCCUGAGAGACCAACUUGCUGACUUGCAGAGUUCCUUUGCCAGAUGUGAAUUGGUCAGAGAAGAGCUGGAGAGUAUGGUCAAGCAGCAAGAGACCAGUAUCCAGAAUUUUAAAUUCAGCUGUGAACAGCUUGAGGCUGAUCUGCGGGCUUCCAAGGACUUAACAAAUAAGCUGCAUGAAGAAACCAGUGCCAAAGAUCAAAAGAUCAUUAGUUUGCUGUCUGCCAAGGAAGAAGCAGUUACAGCAGCUCUAUCUGAAUUACGGCAGCAAUAUUCUGAAGAAAUGACGUUGAUGGAGGAUAGGCUAACUAAGGAGGAAGAAGAUAAAAAAGCCUUGGAAAAUGAGAAGAACAAAUUUCUUGACAAACUUGAUCAUCUCACUGAAAAGAUUAAGAUAAUUAGAGAAGAAAAUAAGCAGCAGAAGGCACAACUGGAAUCCUUCACCAAAUCCAUGUCAUCUUUGCAAGAUGACAGAGAUCGUGUACUGAGAGACUACGAGCAACUUGAGGAACGUCAUCUUGUUGUAAUCUUGGAAAAAGACCAACUAAUUCAAGAGGCUGCAGCUGAAAAUAAUAAACUCAAGGAAGAAAUCAGAAGUUUUCAUAGCCAGAUGGAUGACCUCAACUCUGAGAAUGCCAAGCUGAGUGCAGAGCUGGUGCGGUACAGAGAAGAUCUGAACCAAGUAAUUUCAAUAAAGGACUCCCAACAGAAACAACUUCUCAAAACACAGCUUCAGCGGAUCCAGACUCUGGAAAAGGAGAAGGCAAUAGUAGAAACACAGCUGAAGGAGUCUGAGCAUACUCAGGAUAAUCUCAGGAAGUGCAUGGAAGUCUUGAGAGAGGAUAAAGUCAGUAUGUCUCAAGAGGUUGAAACCCUUACAUCCUCUCUGUCCCGGGUACAGAGUGAGAUGGCAGCAUUAUGUGAGGGGGGUCCUAUCAUGGAGUGUCAAGCACAACUGAAGGCCCGACAGGAAGAGGCACAAGAACUGAAUCAUAAGCUUGCCCUCUCACAGAAAAGAAUAAGGGAACUUGAGGGAGAACUAGUAUGUGUUCAAAGGGAUGCAGCCAGAAGAGUGGGAGAGGUUGAAGACAGGCUUAAAAAGGAAUUAAAGUACCUGCAUCAUGAUGCAGGGAUAAUGAGGAAUGAAACAGAAACAGCAGAGGAGAGAGUAGCAGAGUUGGCACGGGACCUGAUGGAAAUGGAACAGAAAUUUCUUGCAGUUACAGAUGAAAACAAAGAUCUGAGAGCCCAAAUUCAGUCUUUUGGGAAGUCCAUGAGCUCUCUUCAGGAUAGCAGGGACCAGGCCAAUGAAGAGCUUCAAGUUUUGAAACAGAAAUACUCUGCAGACUUGGAGGAACAACAGAGUCUAGUGCAGGAGCUUCAGAAAAAGAUGGUUCAGUUACAAGAGGAGCAAAAUUCUACUGCCAGGGACCGAGACACAUUGAGGUCUGAGCUGACAGAACUGCAGAAAGCUGCUGAUGAAAGAGGUCUCUUGGCCCAGAUUGAGAAACUUUAUAAGAAGCUCAGAGCCAAAGAUGAUGAGCUUCUCCAUUUGUCUUCAGAACUGGAAGGCUCUUCCAACCAAGUCAAAUCUUUCUCCAAGGCAAUGGCAAGCCUGCAGGAUGAAAGAGACCGUCUGCUGAAUGAAUUAGACAAAACGCGUAAGAUUGAAGAAGCAAAGCAGCGAGCAGAAGGGAGCACUUUGACCACUCCUUCAGAAGUGCAGAGUCUUAAGAAGGCACUGUCCUCCUUGCAGAACGACAGAGACAGAUUAGUAAGAGAGUUGAAGAAUCUGCAGCAGCAAUACAUACUAGUUGGGAUAGAAUCAGCUGAAAACUCUCGCUUAAAGGCACAAGUACAGGAAUAUCAGCAAGAAGCAGAUAAACAGCACCAUCUCCAAGAGCAGCUGGAGCAAGAAAGUAUUUUCUACCAGCAGGAGCUCCAGCAGCUUAGGCAAGAGAAAAUUACUUGGGAAAAGCAGAUCGGCAGCAUCAAAGAGCAGUACCUGAUGGUCAUAGCAGAAAAAGACAAGCAGCUGAGCCAUUUACAAAAGAUCAUGCAAGAAAUGAGGCUGCCCCUUACCAAGUUUCAAACUGUAGAGGAGCAGUACCAAAAGAAGGUUUCUCCAGAAGCUCUGAGAGGGGACUUUUCAAGCCUGGAAACAGAGACAGAACAUCUCCAGGCCCAGUUAAGUGACUGCCUGAAAGAACUGCACCAAAAAGAGCUCAGAAUUCAGCAUUUAAACAGUAAGCUCUCUCAGGUAUUUGAGGAGAAAAAUGCCCUCUCCCUCCAGCUGCGUGGUAGCAGUCGAAACAUCUGUGAUAGUCACCAGCACUACAAUGAGGUUCUGAACCGCUGCUUGGUGCUUGAAAGGCAGCUCCAGGAGCUGCAGUCUGCAGACAAGAGCAUGGAGUCUUUUACAACAGAUGCUGCUCCUGGAGCACCCCAAGAAAAGAGUGAGCCUGGAGGGAGUUACACACCUGAACUACAGGAGUUGCAGCUGAGGUUGUCUGAAACUGAAAAUUUACACAGCAGCACAAAGCAAGAUCUGAGGUAUUUAGAGGAGCAACUGGAGGAAGAACGGGACCGUCGUCUUGCUGUAGAGGAAGCACUCUCUGCAGCACAGGAUCAGAUCAGGAGGUUGCAGUCAAGUGAGUGGACAUCUUCCUUAAGUGGUAGCAUUGAUAUGACUCCAGGUCAUGAGCAUUCCUUGCUGAUUGACUCCAUGGAUAAUAAUUUCAGCAAAACUCGGAAUAUUGUUGGACUACGACGCUUGUUACGCUCUCUCUUCCGUUCCCGGACCCACUUGCCUUUGCUAGUGGCCGUGUAUCUGCUUGCUCUUCAUGCCCUGCUCUUCCUGUGCUUUACAGGCCACCUAUGAACAGAACAACAGCCUUUUCUUGAGCCACAGCCCUCUGUGUAAUCCCUGAGCCUGUACUCCCUAUCCACCAGGUAGCUGUAACCAGCACACCUCCCAGCUGCCUUCCUUUUCCAAAUCAGCCCUUAAGGGGCAGCACCACCCAGCAACCUGAACACAAGUUGCUUGCUGUCUGAAUAUGCAGCAGCCAGUGCUGAUGCCUGGGGUAUGUUUCCAGGACAUCUGUCAUUCCAUUCAGUGGUUUUAAAUGAUUGAGCAGUACAUUUUCUGAACUGGGGUCCUCAAGCUAACAGUUUAAAGGACAGCAUCUGAUCCCAUACCUGGAGGUAGCAUCACUCAUUUUAUGUAAUAUCGUGAUAUGGUAGGAAUAAAUAAGAUAUUCAUGAAUUGCUGCAGAAAUUCAAUGCUUCUAAGAACUGCAGGAUCUUCACCCUCUUAGACUGAAUCAGUGAGCUGGGUUGAGAAAACUAGGUGCAAGAAAGGAAAGCUUCUUCCCUUUCUUUUGUACCCUAUUUCAUACUCCACAGCUCAGUGCUAUUUGAAAUGUAUAUCCUAAGGAGUUUGUGGACACUUUCAGGAAUAUGAAUUUCAAAAUCAUGCUUCCUGCUCAGUUGCAUUGCCUGUUGAAAUAGGGACAAAAUUAGUAUGUUUGGACCUACUGAGCACUCCAUUUAAAAACAGUUGUAUGUCUGCUCUGACAAGCUUGUAAAAUAAUGUCAGAAAUGUAACUAUUGAAAAGGAAUAGGAGGAAGAAACUGUUUAGCUCCAAGUUAAUAACCUUGCUGCUUAUAGCAUUUGUGCACCUCUUACUGAAGAGAGAAAGUGCUUGCAUACUUCUUGAAAAGAGAGCAGCCGUGCUCUUGCAUUUUGCUUCGCUGUACCGUUGUCACAAGAUUAAACCUGUACAGGCUGUGUUGAAGGGUUCCAUAAUGUGGUAUGUGGGUCCAGAUCAAAUGCAGAAGAACUUGAACUAUAACUGUUCCCCCUGUCCUGGGGAAUGGAACAGAGUUCUGAGGCCUGUGGCAUCGUUGCUUUAAGAAAAGCUUGUAGAAUGCUAAUUGUGAUCAUUGGACUUGUUUGACUAAAGCAAACUGAUGUAAAUGGACUUGAUCAAAUAGGAUACAUGAAAAGCUGUUUUUCUAAAGAACUCCUGAAAAUGUCCUGGAGUUGAGACGGUGCCCUCUUCCAAAGGGAGAAUGUUGAAUGCAAAGAAGAUAGUGCUAGUUCAGUUUCUUGUCAAAGACCAAGCCAUCGCUCUGUUCAGAGUACUUGGCAGAAGGAUUGUAUCUGCCUUUUGCUGGACUAUUCAUGUUUGCAUUUUUUCACAUGGGAAAGAGAGAGUUCUUUUGAUAUUGCUGGUAACCUAAGAGUCUCUAGUCACUGAAAAAAGCCUGUUUGAGGAUGGAUUGAAUUCAUCAUUGUAGCUAAAAUAAUUAGAUCUGGCAGAACACUGGCACAAAAUAGCCAUUAGUGCACUAUCCUUGAUGAUUUGUGUGAAUUUCCUCAACUACAUAAAAUUCUGCGACCAAAUACUUUGCCUAUAGCUUCCUGGGGCAUGUGCUCCUGUACAUAAUAAAGAUUAUUUUUCAGAUGGAA